AUGACUACGACCUUGGGCAACUCAAACGUUCGAGGCGGUUUAGCGCGUCAAACCCGAAUCAAUCCUGGCAGAGUCACGAGAGGCUUGAACUCUAGCCAGCAGCGCUACAACUCUCUCACCUCCAACAGUGGCCUUCCUCUGGGAUCCUCCAGUAACACCGCAACCGCUACGAAUACAGCUGCACAAAAUAACGACCCUCCCCGUCUAUACCCAGCCAUCACGCACUUUGCAGAUGCCAUCGCGGCCUUGCCUCGAGAAUUUCGCAGGCACAAUUCGCUGUUGAAAGAGGUAGACGCGAAGGCCUGGGAGGCGGAAGAGAAUCUACAAAAUAUUUUGAAAGAAUGCCUUGCCGAUCCGGCCAUUUCAACCCCAACCCUGGUUCCUCCGGUGCAUACUGAGCCAGGGUCGGUCAAUGCAGAAGAUGCCGCCAAUGUUAGCGAAGUCAACAGCGUCGUUGGUGGUUCCCUCGAUAAUGCCUCGCUUGCCUCUGCUCGUUCGGCCGACCCAGCCGCGCUAAGGCGGCGACAGCAGUUUCAUGCAUUGCGACAACAUCUGAUGGCAAUCAUGGUGACCAUGGACGAAAAGAACCAUGUCAUCAACAACGCCAACGAGGAGGUGGCAAAGCACAUUCGACGAUUGGACAGAAUUUGGCCACACGUCUCCGAAGAGAUAUCGGAAGAAGCGCGAUUGGGAAGUCUCAGACACUGGGCAUAUACCGAUCUAAAUCCCGUGAAGAAGUCGACCGCUCCUGCAACCCGCAAAGAGGCUGCCACGAACGCAGCCGCCCUGCACGAGAAUGAGGCCGCGCAUAGAAGCGAGGCUCGAAGAGAGGCUCUCUUAGCUAGGAGGCAACGAACCAACCACCAUGUGGAUUCCGAAGUCGACGAGGCCAGAGCUGCCUCGAGGAAGACCAACGCCACCGCGAAAAAGCGUGCCGGCGAGACAGCCCCGGACCCAGCUGGCCUAGGGAUUACGGGAGCAGGUACCGGCAAAAGGAAGAAACCAGACAAGCCAGCAGUGGGUGGCAUCGGUAUGGAGCGGUCAACCAGCAGUGCUUUUGGAGGCCGACCAAUGUCGAGAGAAAACUCGCAGCAGGAGAACACCAAGAAGAGGAAAGCGUCCACCGCCGCGACGACCGUGGCCCGGAAAAGGAUCAACGCCAUCGCCCAAGACUCUCCCAAACUCGCCUCCUCCCCUCUUGCGGGCAGCACCGGAAAAGAAGCAUACAAGAAGAGCCCAGCAUUGUCCACCGUACGGCCAGCCGGACGAGGCCGCCAGAAUUCCACACAGGCCGCAGAAAGCGCACGAGCACGACCCUCGUCCUUGGCCUCGAAUAGAAAUGGUGGAAACAGUAGCAACCUGACUGCCUCCACACCCGAAUUGAACAACGUUGCAGCCAUGACUGGAAAGAGCACGAGCGAAGUCAAGACCACAAUGAAAGAGACCAAGACCGAGAAAGGAGAUCGACUGCUGGAAGAUAAAUCCACAGCCGCCGACGCUCCGGAUGGCGAGCCAGCUCUAAGAGGAGCCAUUCUGUUGGAAAGACCCAGCAGCAGGCAAGAGGGCGCAAAAGACACGCAGCCUGAUGAAACGCUGGUGACUGCCGUUCCAUCACCUGGCCUUCCGCCAGCACUACUCACAAGUGAAUUCCGCAACGAGCGACCAGCGCGAGGUAGAGCCUCGAAAACGUCGACGCCUGUAGCAGGAACAUUCGCCGAAGCUGAAGAGGCCGAAACGGCAUCCGCAAAUGGCUACAGCUACAACGGUUCGAAAUCCAAACGUCCUUCGAGACCACGAGUCAAGGACCAUGGUCUACACGAUUCCCUCUCACCCAAAGGGUUGCCGAUGAAGCGGCCUCACAAGAAAAAUGCCAGCCUUUCCACCUUUCCGCCACUGCCGACAACCAUGCAACGGCUGAAAGAAGAGAACGAUGCACCAAAUUCUGCUACCUCUUCCGAGCGAGGUGGCAUAGACAACGAUGUCGGAGACGACGACGAUGUGGUUGAAGGCGUCGAGGAAGAUGAGGAGAGGUAUUGCUAUUGCCAAGGCGUCAGCUACGGUGAGAUGGUUGCUUGUGACAAACCGGAUUGCCCUCGACAAUGGUUCCAUCUGGACUGUAUUGGCCUGAAGAGUGUGCCCAAGAGUGCCAAAUGGUACUGCGACGAAUGCAAAGAUGCGCUGGCCAAGAAGGGAAAAGUACUAGGCAACAGCGGAAAUGGAAAUGGAAACGGGAAUGGAAACGGCAAUGGGAAGUAA
Capronia coronata CBS 617.96 is the source of this 2256-nucleotide messenger RNA. RefSeq lists its product as uncharacterized. The record is from RefSeq and is a predicted model, not a curated record. Gene Ontology annotation, biological process: regulation of DNA-templated transcription. Gene Ontology annotation, cellular component: nucleus; Rpd3L complex; Rpd3L-Expanded complex. Lineage: Eukaryota; Fungi; Ascomycota; Eurotiomycetes; Chaetothyriales; Herpotrichiellaceae. The coding region runs from base 1 to 2256 and encodes 751 amino acids. The transcript is spliced from 2 exons.